AUGUUUUCAACGAGUAGUCAGAGAAAGUUUUGGACGUUUAAUGAUGAAAGCGAGUUGGCUCGACACCGAGAGAAACAUAAUUUGGAGUUCAUCUCGAAACACGGUCACCAUAUAGACGAAUAUCAGAGAUACAAUUUCUUUUUAUCACCAGACGAAGAAAGACUUCUAUUAAAGCAAUAUGAGCUGCAUUUGAAAGAGUUCUGCAAAAGAUUUGCUCCCCCGAUGCCAAAAGGUGUAGUCGGCACAGCUUUCCACUACUUCAAAAGAUUCUAUCUUUAUAACUCAUCAAUGGACUAUCAUCCUAAAGAGAUAUUAGCUACCUGCGUGUAUCUAGCAUGUAAGGUGGAAGAGUUCAAUGUUUCUAUCGGACAGUUUGUAGCAAAUAUUAAAGGUGACAGAGAAAAGGCCUCGGACAUUAUACUUAACAAUGAAUUACUUUUGAUGCAGCAAUUAAACUAUCACUUGACUAUCCACAAUCCUUUCCGACCAGUGGAAGGAUUUUUAAUUGACAUUAAGACAAGGUGCAGCACUUUGGCAAAUCCUGAACGCUUAAGAGGCGGGAUUGACGAGUUUCUUGAGAAAGUUUUUUUGACCGAUGCUUGUUUAUUAUAUGCACCGUCUCAGAUAGCUCUGGCCGCUGUUCUACAUGCAGCUAGCAAGGAACAAGAGAAUCUGGACAGCUACGUCACAGACAUGCUAUUCAGAGAUGCCGGUUCCGAUAAACUAGCAAUAUUAAUAGAAGCCGUCCGGAAAAUACGAUCCAUGGUGAAAAUGGUGGAAAGCCCGGCUCGAGAACGUGUCAGGAUCAUAGAGAAGAAACUCGAUAGAUGCCGGAACGAGGAGAACAAUCCCGACAGCGAGAUAUACAAGCGUAGGAUGAGGGAACUCCUUGACGAAGAUGACAUGCCUCAUAGUGGGUCUAACAGGAUGUCAUUGGAUACAAGCGGCAUAUCACAAGUGCUGUCGCCGUCCAUUUUUAAUUAG
Molecule: messenger RNA, 984 nt
Organism: Danaus chrysippus (African queen)
Lineage: Eukaryota; Metazoa; Arthropoda; Insecta; Lepidoptera; Nymphalidae
Source: the annotation of a GenBank genome assembly